Epithele typhae is the source of this 1860-nucleotide messenger RNA. RefSeq lists its product as uncharacterized. The annotation marks the transcript as partial. The record is from RefSeq and is a predicted model, not a curated record. The transcript is spliced from 4 exons. NCBI's taxonomy places the organism in Eukaryota, Fungi, Basidiomycota, Agaricomycetes, Polyporales, Epitheliaceae.
ACAGUCCAGUCGAUUCCUCAGUACGUCGGAAGGACAUUUCGAGGAACAUUGGACAGCCCGGAGGUUCAAGGGAGGACCUUCAACGCUGCACUGUGCCUCGAAGGCACCGAGCCAAAGGAGAACUAUCCGAGCUGGCACCAUCAGCGUCUCCUCAUCACGUUCAAGACCGGCGGAGCCGCGUUCGACCCCUUCGACGACUCCCCCACCACCGCCGCCGUCCCUUCACCCGCAGACACUCGCGCUCAUGUACGGAGACAGAUUCUCGCCUCCAUCGGCCGCGCCUUCCUCUACCGCAUCCGCACCGCCCUUUUCUCCCUCUUCAUCCUCGACAGUACCUUCCGCUUCCUCCGCUGGGACCGCUCGGGGGUGUUCGUGACGGAGAAAAUGGAUUACGUUAAGGAUCCGACGACACUGAUCAAGCUGCUCACAGGCUUCCUCAUGCUCGACUCCGAAUCCCAAGGCGUCGAUCUCUCGGUCAGGCUCAUCCCCGAGGCCACGGAAGAGUGGGAGGAAAUGAAGCGUGUAGGGACAAACCCCAAUCACUUUGACGUGCCGGAGCUCUCGUACGAGCCAGGGUCGGUUCUCCCGGACGACGUCGCCCGCCAUCCUAAAGUUCCAAUCUCCCCCGAGCAGAAUACUUCACCUCUAGAUGUGCCACCGGAACGUCCUGUGCGCCACACCCAACGCCCAGUACCUGGAAGCUUCAUCUGGGCCCACGCGAAGCUUCUCUUCGCGCGAUCCCUCGACGAGAGCUGGCCGUGGUACGCGAUCGAACUCGACGGAGAGCAAUACUGGGUCGGCCGUCCUCUCUACCAGAUCGACAGCGUUGUCAGCCGCGGCACACGGGGUUAUGUCGCGUACAACCCGAAGACGAGGCGGUUUUGCUUUCUGAAGGACACCUGGCGGUGGUUUCACGAAGACCGAAUGGAAGAAGGUGCCGUGCUCAGGACUCUCAACCAGGCGCGAGUUCGACACGUCCCCACGCUCGUCGCUCACGGAUAUCCAGGAACCUUUCCUCACACGACCCGCGUCGCUGACCACUUGCUGAGCUACUGCACAUUGGACGAGGGCGUCGCUAUUGACGGACGUCCGCCGAAGCGUCGGGCCCCCCGCGACGACAACAAAGUUCAGUUUAUCCACCGCCAUGCUCACUACCGCAUCGUGGUAGAGGAGGUAUGUUUGCCACUGGACGUCUUCCGCAGCAGUCGGCAGUUGUUGUCGAUCAUCCGCGACAGCAUGGAAGCCGAAUCCGACGCCAUAGCGUACUGCAAACUGAUCCACGGCGACAUCAGCAGUGGCAAUAUCUUGAUCUGCCCAGGUCUCGACUUGUCCCAGGAUGGGCAUCUACGUGUUGACUGGUUCGGGAUGCUGAAUGACUGGGAGCUGGCGAGAUACGUUUCGAAUACGGCCUCACCUCAGCGCACGGAAAGGAUGGGCACGUUCAAGUACAUGUCUUUGGCGACCCUGAGCGACCCGAAGCAUGUCGUCACCGUCGCGGACGAGAUCGAGUCCCACGCGAACGUUCUGUUGUACAAUGGCGUCAAAUACCUGCCGCAUAACGUGUCCACCGAGUCCUUCCUGAAGGACUACUUUGGCCUCGACUGGUCGACACCCGAGACUGGCGAUCUGGCGAGCAACACGCGGUGGAGGAUCGCAAAGCUCGGGGAACUGCUGUUCGGAGAGACGCUUCUCUUGUUCGGCAAGGACGGCUCUUCAAAUCUCCCACUCAACACCGCGAUAGGGCUCGCGUUCAAGUGGAUCGGCGCGCGCGCUCGCAUCCGAGACUACGAAAACAAGAAGUCGAAGUCGCUCGCCCAACCCCGCGACAUCCCCGCUCCUUCCCAGCGACUCCGCCUCGAC